Messenger RNA from Iphiclides podalirius (scarce swallowtail), 576 nucleotides. Lineage: Eukaryota; Metazoa; Arthropoda; Insecta; Lepidoptera; Papilionidae. The record is from the annotation of a GenBank genome assembly.
AUGGAAUACAAGAAACCGCCAGUGGAUCCAGAUUUAGUGAAAUUUACAGAAAAAAACGACUAUGAUGCAUUGGCUAAAUACUUAGUCGGAAAUAACUACCGCUAUCGUGACAACAUUAUAAUUCCACGAAUAUUAGGCCCCGUCGUUAUAAAAACAAAUGAAGAGAAGAUGAUUGAAGCUGCUGUAGAAAGUUGCCCAUUCAAGUCAAUUACUAGUUGUAUUAUUGGUUAUGGCCUUGGCGCAGCAGUCGGUCUCUUUACAUCAUCCCUAAUGCCUAAUGUCACAGAUCCUAUGGCACAGCAAAAUCAAACAGCAAGAGAAAUUUUAAGGGAGAUGAAAGGAUCUAUGCUUAGUUACGCAAAAAACUUUGCAAUUCUUGGAGCAGUGUUUUCAGGAGUUGAAUGCUGCAUAGAAAGUGCUAGAGGGAAAUCUGAUUGGAAGAAUGGAACAUAUGCUGGUGGCGUAACUGGAGGUCUUAUAGGGUUAAGAGGUGGAUUAAAAGCUGGUUUAUUUGGUGCAGCAGGAUUUGCAGCUUUCUCGACAGUAAUUGACUAUUACAUGCAUCAAAGAGGGUCU